AAAACCUGUUUGGGUGAAUUAUUAAAUGUAUGAUGACAAAGCCCCGCCCCGUUUUGAGGCAUUGAAACGAGGCAGUUGCGUAAUUUGUCUUCUUGUCAAACGCGUAAAGCGCUUGACAUCUCUGGCUGGCUGUUGUGUCGUUCUCAUUUGCGGCAUAUUGAAUGACGUGAUCUCCAGUUUAUUUCAGCUGAGGACAUGCGGUUAUGGGCAACGCUUUGUUGAGCAGGAACCACGGCUAGAAUAAAACACCUCUAAGAACUGAACGAGGCAUUGAGAGAGGACGAUAACAGUGGAUUUAAUGACACUCCAUCAAAGCAUCACAUUCUGAUCAAAAGAAACAUGGAUGGAUGGGUGCCGCCUCAGUUUCACACGUUGUCAGACCAUAAGAAGUUUUGUCAAGACAGUUCCCUCACGAUGGACCAAGGCACGCCAUACAGCAUAAACAUGAAUGUUUUUUUACCGGACGUCACCUACCUACGGACCGGCAUGUGUAGACCCGUGAGGUCCGCGGCGCCUCAGAUAAAGACAGAACCUCUGCAUUCGUCUUUCAACUACUCAAGUUGCCACGGUUCGGUUGCACCCAGCGUUACGCAUGCAGAGUACACAAACCUCUACAGCCCAGCUACGGAAAUGGGUAGCAAUGUUUACGUCAAGCAUGAGACGCCGUCCCACGAAUUCCCAGAUGUUCCACUUUUUCAGCUGUUGAAUUCGGAGCUCGAGCCCAAUGGUGGCCACCCUUGCACAGAUUCCCACAAUGCCACAUGCCCUCCGAUGCCAACAUAUAACGGCAUUCACACACACCCCGGCCAGAUUGCAGAACGGCCGCAUUGUAAUAUGAGCAACAGUGGAUAUUCACUACCUACCCAGUUUGGUCAGUAUCUUCAGAAGAGGGCGGCCUAUCUACCACCCUCCCCUCCAAACUCAGAACCGGGCAGCCCGGACAGGAGGAAAGAACUCAUACAGAACUUAUCUCCACCUCCGUCAUAUGCUGCCAGCAUGGCGUCUAAAAUGGCAGGUCUUACCCCUGGACCAGCACUUUCUGGCCAAACACAAGCAGUACCUGCCCAAUACAACCGCAGAAACAAUCCCGAUCUAGAAAAAAGGAGAAUACAUCACUGUGAUGUACCAGGAUGUAAGAAGGUCUACACCAAGUCCUCACAUUUGAAGGCCCAUUUACGUACUCACACAGGCGAAAAGCCAUACAAGUGCUCAUGGGAGGGGUGCGACUGGCGAUUCGCCCGCUCUGACGAGCUAACGCGCCACUUCAGGAAGCACACAGGGGCCAAACCUUUCCAGUGCGCCGUAUGUAGCCGUUGCUUCUCCCGAUCGGACCACCUGGCCCUCCACAUGAAAAGACACCAGAACUAGAACCGCCGGCUCUCGUUGUUCUGACGGUGCUGCAGGAGGGCUAUCAGGACCUCUGUUGAUGAUACUAAUUAGGAUUUGGGUGUGUUGGUUAAUCUUGGGUUUUGGCAGUUCAUCAGGUACAAUGGGACCAAACCCUGCUGUCAGUGCGGCUCCUGUGGUCAUAAAACCAGCUAAUUGAUGAGAACUUGUCUCAUUUGCCAGAUGGGACAUUCUUUUGACAUGUUUGUUUGUCUGUUUGUUUAUUUGUUUGUCUGCAUACAUUGAGGUCAUCAUUUAUGACAUGAACUACUUUUAAUGUGCCUUUUUUACCUUGUAGAAUGGAGGCGCCAUGUAAAAUGUACAACGUUCAAGAACUUGUGGGCAGUUUUAAUCUUCUCUAAAGUAAUAUUCCAGAUUGAAUACAAGUUAAGAUUAAUUGACUUCAUUUGUGGCAUAAUGUUGAUCAUGUUAAACACACAAAUAAGUUUGAUUUUGUGGCUAUACUGUUGAAACAUUGAGAACUUUGACGUUUACAAGAUUGGCCCCAUUGACUUCUAUUGUAAAUCAUUGUAAAAAAAAAAAAAAAAAAAAAAACUUAUGGUAAUCAACAUUAUGCCACAGGUUUAUUAGAGAUUAACUUUUAUUGAACCCAGAAUAUUCCUGUAAAUGGCUACUCAUACUUGUAUCACAAGGUAAGUCAUAAAAUGCACUGUGGUCUUGGUUGUAGAACCAAACUGCAGAACAGUCAUGAGAAUGUGAUCCACAAACACUGAGUCACAAUGAAUUAAUGUCUUUUAAAAGCAGCACUUGAUAAGAAACAGAGCUUCAGAAAUUUGUGCAGGAGCCGCCGUGUAAUUAGAAAAUUAAAUGUAGCUUCAGAACACCAAAGAGUUGGAUGAAGUCCAAACUAUGAUAUGUUUUGAAGAGGAUUCUGACGAAGAUUUGCUUUAUGUAGGGGAAAUGUUUGAAAGAGCACAAUCUAAAGAUUGAUUGAACUACUUUAUGUUAAUUCCUGUGUUUUACUGAAACGCAAUAAGUGGUACAAAUGCUGUAUUUUUCCUGGCAAGAGGACAGGUCGGAUAUCGAUUUCUUCCAUAGUUGUUUAUUUUCCUUACUAUGCAUUUGUUUGGGAUAAAUGAUAGCUUUAAAUGUACAUAUAAUGUGUAUUUAUUUUGCCAAGAUUAUUUUUUUUUCUUCUAUUUUAUAAAAUGUAACAACGCUUACAUGAAAUGAGCACCGGGCUACUGGGAAGUGGUUUUAGAAAUCUUUGUUCAAACUAAUAGCGCUCUAAACGGCCGCAUUAUGUGGAACAAUGUGGCAGCUGAUUGUUUACAUUAGUUGGUUUGGCUUAUGGUGUGUGUUACAUCUGUUUGUGUGGCCCCAUAAAACCUCUUAUUUUCCAUUACAGUGA
Carassius auratus (goldfish) is the source of this 2758-nucleotide messenger RNA. RefSeq names its product Krueppel-like factor 5. The record is from RefSeq and is a predicted model, not a curated record. Gene Ontology annotation, biological process: regulation of transcription by RNA polymerase II. The transcript is spliced from 4 exons. Gene Ontology annotation, molecular function: DNA-binding transcription factor activity, RNA polymerase II-specific; RNA polymerase II cis-regulatory region sequence-specific DNA binding. The coding region runs from base 340 to 1368 and encodes 342 amino acids. Lineage: Eukaryota; Metazoa; Chordata; Actinopteri; Cypriniformes; Cyprinidae.